Messenger RNA from Daphnia carinata, 1893 nucleotides. RefSeq names its product exopolyphosphatase PRUNE1-like. The transcript has 8 exons. Gene Ontology annotation, molecular function: exopolyphosphatase activity. The record is from RefSeq and is a predicted model, not a curated record. The coding region runs from base 238 to 1740 and encodes 500 amino acids. Gene Ontology annotation, cellular component: cytoplasm. Lineage: Eukaryota; Metazoa; Arthropoda; Branchiopoda; Diplostraca; Daphniidae.
ACGAAAGGCUUCACCUUGUUUACAAUAACAAAAGUACACGGGGCAACUCUGACGUUCUUCAUAUCCAAUCCAUGCUUAUCAAGUAUCAACAUCCGAAACUAUGGAAGGUGGUGUAAGGUUGUCAAUGAUUUAUGACUCCUAAAGUGCCUUUAGAUUUCGUAGCCGCAUCGUGCAAGACACGUUAAGGCCUUCAUUGCACAGAUUGUUGGGUGUGAAAGGCAUAUUAGACACAUAAAUAUGGAAAACUUUCUCAAGAAAUCUAAAGCCAAUUUGCCACAGAUUCAAUCGUAUGAUAGUGUUUGUGUCAUACUUGGGAAUGAAUCUUGUGAUUUAGAUUCAGCGGUAUGUGCUUUAGUUUUUGCCUUUUUUCUGGAUCAUGAGAAAAAAUUUUCCAGUGUUCAUCUCCCAGUUCUAAACAUAGCUAAAGAAGAUUACUGUUUGAAGACAGAAGUUGUUUACUUUCUAAAAAGAUUCAAUAUUUUAUCAGACCACCUCAUUUUCCGAGAUGACAUCUGCCUUGAUUCCUUGAAAGAAAGUGGAAAAUUGAAACUUGUUCUGGUGGAUCACAAUGUGCUGUCCAAUUCUGAUUCCAGUUUGGAUUCUUCAAUUGUUCAAAUAGUUGAUCAUCAUAAACAAGAACAUCCUUUUUCGGAAAUGGUUGAUAUGCUGAUUGAACCUGUUGGUUCAUGUAGCACUCUUGUAGCUUCUCUCAUUUUUGAAAGUGCACCUGAAAUUCUAGAUAUUGUUUCUGCCUCUUUGCUGUUGGGAGCUAUUGUAGUAGAUGUUGCAAAUUUUUCUGCAACUGCGAAAAGGGCAACUACUAAAGAUGAACAAAUUUUCCGUAAAUUGUCACAAUAUGUCCCGAAUGUAUCAAAAGACAUCCUUUACAAAGAGCUUCAAUGUGCCAAAGAAGAUGUUGGAAAUCUAAAAUUUGAACAACUAUGUCAAAAAGACAAAAAAAUUCUAGAAGUUGGUGGCAUCAAACUUGCCAUUUGUGGAUUUCCAUUUCUCUGUUCUACUUUACUUGCGAAGUAUCCCGAUAUUACCACAAAACUGCAGGACUUUUGCAACGUUUCUGGCUAUCAAGGGGCAGUGUUGAUGGGAAUCUCUAUAAAUCAUGAAACCGAUGAAGUUAAACGUGAUCUUGUUAUUUAUUCACGUCUCGCAUGGUUAAAGAACAGGAUAUGCCGAGACCUAGAAAGCGGCGAACCCAAUUUAGACCUUCAUGCAAUCAAAUCGAAUGCGGAAUAUGUUUAUUAUAACCAAGGGAAUAUAACGGCUACCCGGAAAGCAGUUCUUCCUAUGUUAAAAGUUAUUUUGUCAAAACCGGAAUCAUCAAAUAAUAUAUUUUCCCAUCGCGGUGAUAGAAGGACAAGUGUACCGAAUCUGGACGAAAGUCCGGAGGAUGGCUCAUCUGCCUCCAAUUCAGGAAUCGAUACGCCCACCAACAGUUGCGUGGAUGGUGAAGACGAAGAUCGCCGUUCGUCCCCAGUUGCAAAAUUGUCAGAGUUCAACACUGGAGCUGUGUUUGCCAACAUAGAACCCACGAAGUAUAUGCUAGUUCGACGGCCAGGGGAUGAACUUCACACUGAGGAAAGGGACCCUCUUACCCCUGAGAACAGCUUUGCUGAGAAUCAUUUUGAUCAAUCGUACAAAAAAUUUGUGCUCAAUCAUAUGGAUUCGGAUGCCAUCGAGAAAAAACUUAGGCAAGAAAAUUUUUUUCGCGAAGCUGACGAAUGAGUUAUGAUUUUGAUUCUUUUAAAUGUACCCGGUAAGGCUAAACAUCCUUUAGAUAAAUGAUUAUUAAAGCUACCUAGCUAGUCAGUUUGGGGCUAAUUAUUUCUCUUGGUUGUAUGCAUUUGAUUUUGUACGCCAAGAAAAAAAAAUAAAUAC